Molecule: messenger RNA, 5251 nt
Organism: Uranotaenia lowii
Lineage: Eukaryota; Metazoa; Arthropoda; Insecta; Diptera; Culicidae
Exons: 7
Coding region: 1660-2619 (319 amino acids)
Source: RefSeq, a predicted model, not a curated record
UCGUAUUUUGAACCCCGUUUAAAGUGGACGCGUUUUCGUCGAUUCGCAAGAGCAAGUGAGAGCGCGCGCGUUGUGGAAAAUACGGAAAUUGCGGUAUUUAUGGCAAUCGGUGUUUGAAGUUUUCCCUGCUGCUUUCCGGGAACCCGUUUGGCGAUAUUCCAACGGAUGGUCAAGUUUUGGUUAGUGUUUCGUGGAGCGUGAAUUGUACGUGGUCGGGAACGGAAGGGGAUUAUACCCGGGUGGGCUUGAAGCGUCCUUUUUCGCGAGGAUUCUGUUCUUUACGAGUCUGUUGGCCGGCUGGUGUUUAGAGAGCAUUGUAGCCUUGUCCGGUCUAAUUGGCUCGAAACUAAAUUUAGAGAAGAACGAAGAUUUACAACUUCGCCGGUUGUGGCUACCACGUCUGGUUGGACUCCUACCGAGCGCGGAGUUUAUCGAUGGAGAAUCGAUCGUAGUGGUUUCGUGGUGUUUUUCCGCGAAUAAUUGCCUUCGGUGGCCCGGAGUGUGAAAUUUGCUCUGACGAGAAGAAUUUUUCAGUCUACCUACAUCGGCAAAAAGUGCACAGUUUGGUUACGCACGGACGAGGAAAAUCUUCCUGACCCAGCUGUUUGGCCACUCUCGGUUCGUUGUGCACUUGAAUCGCGCUGUGUUGUGGUCGUCAAUCUGCUGCUACAGAGAGACGCGAAUCACGGGAAAUGUGAAUGUUGUUAGCUUCUAUACGAUACAUUAUAAAUUUUCGAUCCUAGAGAGAUUAAAAAAAAAGUGUAACUAACAAAACCUUCAAAUCAUAGGAUCAUUUAUUUGUCAGUGUUACAAAAAGUGCAUGCUGCAUUCUGCAUAAAAAAUACGGGGAAAAUUGCCAACAAGGAAUCCUAGAAAAAAAAAUUGCAUGGGCCCAAACCAGCAAACUAUUCACACGCACUCACACGUACAUACCGAAUAGUUUGCAAAGUGGCAGUGAAAAUAGUGUGUCCAUUUUUUUUUCGGUGAAUCGUGCCUGAUGGCCAUGUGUUGUGUUCUACAAGAAUGAGCGCGUAAAUUGUUGGUGUAAUAAAAAUAGCUAGGCGUGAGUUCACACACCAAAACAAGUGGCGUAUUUUCUCCCACAUAUGUUUGUUCAGCUUUGAUCGCACGCACGUGUGCGCUGUCGUUAUUUCAAAUUACUCCACCACCCCAAAUUUUCUAUCUACCGAGCUGCUCCGGUGUUCUCGUCGGUGAACGUCAUUCUUUUCCUGCGUUAUUGGUUGGGCUGUUUUAUUUUUUCUUCUUUCUUCAACUGGUGCCGGCUGAGGGAAUUCAAACCGUACAUAGUGGCGAGCGAGUCCUGGAACAGCAUCCUCGAGGCAAGGCAAAGCAAGGUGUUUACUUAGAGAAAGCCUCGGAGAACGACAGCUCAGCACAUUAAGUUCUAACCUGAGUGUGUGAACAGCAGCGCGCUCUGGGUUUGGGUGUUGGGUGAUCACACGUGUGUGUUUGUGGGCGGGUGUGUGUACAUAUUCUAGAGUGUGUUUUUUUCGGGAAGGAAAAGGCAAGUACACCUGAACCUCAGAUUUUCCGCGGAAAAGCCGGUGUUGAGGAACGACGACGACAACACAACGAGGCCAAAAAGCAGGAUUUUCUUCACCGACACCGUAGAAACGGAAACGAGCGCACGCGGAAAACAUGGAUAAAUUCAGCACCGUAAAAAUUGGAUUACUCUGUUUACUUUUUGGAGUUUGUGCGGCAGUGAAAAUAACGAGUCUGAAAGUGCCAUCCACCUACCUGUUAGAUAAGACUUCCAAGAAUCCGGAUCCGCUGAUACUGGACUGCGAGUACGAUGUGGACGAGAGCGAAAAAGGAUUUGUGCUGAAAUGGUUCCUCGAUGGACAACCCGUUUACCAGUGGAUUCCGACAAAGAAUCCCUUUCCAUUCCAAUCGUUCAAAAACCGAGUUGAUACCAGCUACGUGGUGUCCCAGGAGCGGUUACACAAGCACCGGGCAAUGGCAAUCAUCAAACCGUUGGCCAACUUCACCGGGGAAUAUGCCUGCAUGGUGCAGACAUUUGCAUCCAUCGACCGGAAGUCGGCCAAGCUGAAAAUCAUCGUUCAGGAGUCCAAGUUCGAUCUCAACUACUACCUGAACGGAGACGGCUUCAUCACGGUUGACUGCCACGCGCGAGAUAUCUCGCCGCUGCCGGAGCUGCAGAUUCGAAUCAACGAUAAAUUAUUCGAAACGCAAAAGCUCAAGUCGGUGCAGGGUGAGAAUAAUUUGUACAACGUGUCCAUCAGCGGCAGCAUUCCGAAGGAGGACCUGGAAAGUCCGACCACGAUCGAGUGCUUCCUGAUGGUCCCGGAGACGAACUACACCAAGAAGCGGUCGACGAUUUAUUACGCGCGCAAAACUAAAACUAACACUGAACCGCUUCCAGAAACGCUUCUGCGAACAACUACCAGCACAAUAGCGACAACUACCCUGAUCGGGAUGCUUCAGGCGGCACCGGAAAACCUGAUUAAAAAGGCGCUGAACGCGACCGACGGCAACGGAAGUAGGGCCACCGGGCUUCCGGACCAGCUGCGAACCACUUCCGGCCUGAUAGCAACGCUGGCCACCAUCCUGCUCAUCUUCACCUCGACGCUGUUGUAGACAAACCUGAAGCAUUACACGGCCCAGGUCGAGAUCCGUGAUCGAUAUCUGCAUCAUCAGCGGCUACGAGAGGGUUUGUUUGUGGAAAACAAACAGCGAAUCGUGGUUGAAAAACGCUGAGUUGAGGGGACUGGGGGGUAACUUUUUUGUGGUAUUUUACUGAUAAAAAAUAGGACUAACAAAAAAAAACAUACAACGCGUGUCUUCGAGGCGUAGAUUGUGGGAACCAACGUGGAUGUGAUGAUAUUUUUUUCGUUUUUCGUUUUCGAUGUUUGCGACUAAGCGAAUAAACUAAAAGCAUCAUGAUUGGAAAAUGCAAAAUAAAUCGGAUGGGGUAGGAACACAAAAAUGGUGUGUAGAUAUCGUAGUAAUUGAAAAGUGUGUGGCAGGUGAAGCGAAAAUCGAGUUAGGAGUAUGUGAAUGUGUUAUAUUGUUAUUCAUAAACAAAACCACUGAGAGUGCUUGUGAUUCGAAAUAUUUAAAAGAAAACCUAUCCUUGGACCUUUAAAAAACUCUAAAACCUAAAUCCAAAAUUUGAAACCAAUCAAAAAAUGCUCUGUCUCCAGUAGUCGUAACCAAUAAGUGUUGAAUUGUGCUAGUUUAUAUCUGACCAUUGAAUUUAGUAAUUAAGUUUGUCGCAAUCAAUAAUUUAACAGUACCAAAAAUAUCGAAAGUAAGACGUCUAGAUUUCAACAUUGAUUUUUCUUAGAAUGUAGAACGCCAUUUAUGUUUAAGACGAAGAAACUGGCUAAUUCUUUGGUUAAUAUGAGGAACACUUUUGACUUUUGUUGGUAUGAUCGUGCCAUAAUUAUUUUAAAAAAAUAUUAAAAAUGUUGGAAAGAAUUUAUAUUUCUCCAUAGUUCUUAUAAUCAAGUAUUGAAAUUUAAAUUUAAAAUUAAGACUUCAACGAUAGAAAGGUUAAAGUUAAAACUCAAGCUCUCACGAUUUUCAUUAAAGUUAAUUGAAAGCAGAUUAAGUUUUUAAUCAUAAGUCUUUGACAUUUUUUAUUGCUUGGGGUUACUUCACAAUUGAAAGUGCUUUUAAUUUUGGAACGAUACAUAAGAAGAUAAAGAGAAAUACUGCCUUUCACAGAUUGUAUAAAAUACCAUUCUUUGAGAGUUGACAUUACUUUUUUGAAGUUCGCAUUCGUAUCUCAAAUUUUGAAUACAUUUUUUAAGUUUGAAUUCACAAUCAUAUCAUUGGCUUAGAAAUAAAAUUUGCAAUAAAUUAAGAGAAAUUUCGAAACUUCACCAUGAAAUUGACACCUACUCUAGUUGCUUCAUUUCAUUUGAAAUUUAAUGUUUCUUCGUCUAGCACAACCUUAAAACCAAAGCCCUAUUCUAGAUCUAUAUCGAUAAUUAUUAUCAUCUCGAAACCAAAAACUAACUAAAAAAGUAGCCAACUAUUCUAUAAAUUUCGAAAUGGGUACGCAAAACUCAAUAGUCAUUCGAUCGUAAGUAGUUGAAUGUUUUUAUAUAGAUUUUUUAUAUUUGUACAACGGAACUCAUCUCAUAUUGAAAGCUGUCUAAAAACUAAUAAAAAAAAAACCACCACAACCACCACAACAAAAUGAAACUAAAUUUAUGAAAAAAAAAACAAUUCAUCCACCAAAACUUAAAUGAAAUACAAAACCUAAGAUCUGUUGAACUUCAGUUACCAACCAUCAGUUUGUGCAAAUGCACAUGUGCAUCCUAGUAAAAAAAACAAGCCGCGUGAUUACUAAACAAAAUAAAACGAACCACUGACCUAGCUUAACUGAAACUGAAAAAAAGAACUUCACAACCAGCAAAAGGUGCAGUAGAGAAACGAAACUAAACGAGAGAAACAAUUAUUGAAAUUAAUCAAGUAUUUUACACAGCCAAGGAGGAUGGAAAAAAUAAACGAUGCCUUACGAACAAAAAAUAUAUAUUAAAGAAACCAACUUUUUUAAGCCACUCGAAUAUUCGCGCCAGUAAUUCGAAUGAAAGUCUUCGGGAAAGAGGCAGCAAGCAGUUUGAAUCGAGAAAAGAAAGAUCGUAAAAAGAAGAUGGUGUACUAAAUUUACCAAAAAAAAAAACCGAAACGAAAAAACGUAACAAAAGCGAAUUGGUGAUAGUUUACCGAGAAAAAAGUAAAAAAAUUAAAACGAUUCAGCCCAAAAUGUUCUAAAUCAUGGAAGAAGCGACAGUCAUGGGAAGGUCCAAAAAACGGGAGAUUUUUCUUGUGGUAAAAAAAAUCCAAGCUAUGAUGAGUAAGGGUGGCAAAAAAAAGCGAAGCGAAAGAACAAACAUAUGCAUCUAUAUAUAGUCAUUAAUUUAUAUAUAUGAACAAGAUAAAAACAAAACAAAAAACUCAGCAUUCACCUAUUCAAGCGACGAUGAUGAUUGUCAAAAAACAAAACAGAAAAGUUAAAAAAAAACACACACACAAUUAGAAAACCGCCUAUUCAAUUGGAAGAAAAUAUUAAAUUUCGCUGCAAGUUCUCUACAUAUAAAGGUAUAUUGUAGGUAUGUAAAAACAGAAGAAAAAACCAAUGCAACAGCAAACAACAAAAACAUCACUUAUUUUUCGGUUUUUAUAAACAGAUGUCAAAGAUGUCAAGCGAAAGGUUCCAAGAAUGCUAAAUUGUCAAAAUUAAAAGGACGAGCGAAAC